UCCGUUCGCGAAUUUGAACAAAGUACCCUCGAUUGUACACGCGUAAGCGUACAUGUAUUCCUCCCGCAAUUCGUACUUUGCGCGAGCUGAAAAGAGAUCUGCUUUUCUCCACCUGCCGAGCGGCAACGCGUAAGUAGAACCUCGCAAAGUUAUUUAAAUGCCGUAACGCUUUGCAAAUUUGCUGCUCCAAAAUUGCUGCUCCAAAUCUGCCCCUCCAAAUUUCUCCUCCAAAUCUGACGCGCGAAAGGCAAAAUGGCGAAGGACAACAAGGGAAAGGUGAAGAAGGCCGCGGGCGAAGAAACAGUCAAGUACUACAGAGUGAAGGGCAAGAAAAAAAUUUUAAUCCCAGUUAAGGCCAAGAAAACCAUUGCGAAGAAAUACUAUGGAAGGAAAUUAGCGUCAAAGAAGAAAUACAUUGUGCAGGGGAAAAUGAGAAAGUCGAUCGAAGUUGGAAAAGUUGCAAUUAUAUUGUCAGGCAAACACAUGGGAAAGAGAUGCAUAAUUACGAAGGUAUUAACCUCAGGGCUGUUAGCUGUCGUAGGUCCGUAUGAAGUAAACGGGGUCCCUUUAAAGAGAGUUAACCCACGAUACGUCGUAGUGACAUCCACGAACAUUUUUAAAUUUGAAAAUAUGGCAGGGCUGAAGGAUGAAUUUGUCAAACUGGCCGAACAGAUCGAAGAUAAUUCUUUUGUUAAAUCUUUGGAAAUAAAAAAAAAGCAAAAGAAACUUCUCAGCAAAAAGAAUGAAGGCCUCUUCAUGAAUGACGUGAUUACCAAAAUUAAGGAGUUGAUGAAGGAGGACCCCAAGAUGCAGCAGUUGCAAAAAAUCCAGAAGGAAAUUGGCACCCUACUGAAGGAUGAAAUUGCCAAGAACAAAAUCUUUGCAGAGUAUUUGAAGUCCAAAUUUACACUGCGAAACGAUAUGGCUCUGCACAAAAUGAAGUUCUGAGUGGCUCACAUGGGUACGCGAUAACUACCUCUGCGCGGGUACGUAUAUAUACCUGCACAUAUACGUAUGUGCAAUUGCCUAAUUGUUAAGUUUUUUUUUUUUUUUUUUUUUUCCACUGUGCACACUCCCGAUAUGAACCCCCC
Messenger RNA from Plasmodium vivax (malaria parasite P. vivax), 1091 nucleotides. Its product is annotated as 60S ribosomal protein L6, putative. Lineage: Eukaryota; Apicomplexa; Aconoidasida; Haemosporida; Plasmodiidae. Gene Ontology annotation, molecular function: structural constituent of ribosome; RNA binding. The transcript has a single exon. Gene Ontology annotation, cellular component: cytosolic large ribosomal subunit; ribosome. Bases 253 to 948 code for a protein of 231 amino acids. Gene Ontology annotation, biological process: ribosomal large subunit assembly; cytoplasmic translation. The record is from RefSeq and is a predicted model, not a curated record.